AUGCACCUGCCAUGGAGGAAGGUGAAGACAGCGAGGAUUUCACAGUUCGUGAACGAUCAUCUCAGCAAAUCCCAGAAGCGGCGAGACGUGUCGUCGCUCGUCGUCGAGACCGGGUUCCCGACCUCCCUCGUCGAUCUCUUCAUAAAAAAUCGCGAGAAAUUGAAAAAACCGUCCAAGAGGAAGAAGCCGCCGCGCGAUCCUCCGAUCGCCGGAUCAGACGCCUCUUCACGUUCUGUCUCGCCGGAGAUUCCGCCGGAAAUUGGGUUUCCUCCCCCGCGAGUUCCCCCAAAUUCGCCCCAGCCCCUGCCUCGUCCUCGUGAGGUUGCAAUCGAGAAUCUCAUGACGAGAUCGAACAGCAAUGUUUUCAAUGGUAGGGAACGUGUUGCUGAGUACAGUCUUGAUGUGAAUAAAGUUUUAUUGUUGGUUGUGAAAAUGUUCUUUGUAGUGAUUUUAGCUUUGGGGACAAAGAGAUUGGCUAUUGGGAUAACAAUAUCAGCCUUCCUGUUGUUUUUCCUUGAAUAUGCGUGUAAGCACGAGCAGGCGAAAGGGGUUUUGAGGUGGUUGAGAUUAAUAGAGGUUAUUAAUCUGGAGCAAGAUAAUUCGUUAAAUCCGCCAGCUGGAUCGAAGCAUGAAGAUCGUGAAGGGAUUAAAGUUGUGGAGUCGAAUCGGUAUUUGGUUAAGCAUGUAUUGGAUGAAAUUCAGCCCGAGGAUGAUGAUGAGAUAAUAGAAGAAGAAGGGUCUUCUCACGAGGCGAGUUUUGGGCAUCAUGAAAUCGAAUUCGAGGAGGCUUUAUCGAUGGAGAAAGAUGAGUCGAAGAGGAAAUUAAGGAAGUUUAAGUUAAAAAUGAAGAUGGAUAGAUUCGUCCCGAAGAAAAUAAAAGGCUGCGGAAGAAAAGAAUAUGGACAACAACAAAGUGUUGUUGAGAUUGUUAGAGAAGAUACUAACUUUUUCUCGCGUGAGGUUAAUACAAUAGUUGAUCGUGCUUCGUGCAAACUAAUAUCAAAGAGGGGAGAAAAAGGAGAAGAAAUCGAAAGUGGAGGACUAAAUUGGAAACCUUGUGUGCUAUGUGUAAUUGUUCUUGCCGGCCUAAUUGGGAAUCGAGUGUUAGCGGUUUUACUCGUGCUAUUAUGGUUUUCGGUGUUGAAGUUGGGUGAAAAUUUGCAGAGGUGCAUGAAGGAGGUGCGCUUGUAG
Striga hermonthica is the source of this 1191-nucleotide messenger RNA. The record is from the annotation of a GenBank genome assembly. Lineage: Eukaryota; Viridiplantae; Streptophyta; Magnoliopsida; Lamiales; Orobanchaceae.